Pseudogymnoascus verrucosus is the source of this 2218-nucleotide messenger RNA. RefSeq lists its product as uncharacterized. NCBI's taxonomy places the organism in Eukaryota, Fungi, Ascomycota, Leotiomycetes, Thelebolales, Thelebolaceae. The transcript has 4 exons. The record is from RefSeq and is a predicted model, not a curated record. The coding region runs from base 398 to 2218 and encodes 606 amino acids.
CCCUUAGACAUCAAAUCAUCAUACCAAGACCCAAAUCAGAAGCUAUCCUAUCUCAACCUACGAUUGCGAUCUCCGACCAUCGCCCGAAACGGCUGCGUUUGCUACUGCUACGACUGCUGCUGCUGCACGACGAGACAACCACACGACACACGGAGGGUCACGAUUACACUGCAUAGGAGAGGAUAUGAUAGGAUAGUGCAGGCGGUACGACAGGAUCGAUCGAUCGCGAGGUUGACAGGCGCGAGAUUCGCUGGGGGGCGAGAGCACACGAUAUUUCACCCUGGACGACCAAACACACGCGAUACCACCACCACCCACAACCACAACCACGACCACCACGACCACCACACCUCCUCCAUACCAGCAGCACCCAGCACCCCUCCCCCACACCAUGUAAAUGCCCCCCCUCUUCUCCUUCAGCGAGGGCCGCGAGCCCGCCGGCCCAGACAGCACACCCCUCCUCGGCCGCUUCAGGGCCGUCCCCGGUCCCAGUCUGGGGAAGAAAAAGAGUAAAGGGGAGUUCUUUGGGAGUGUGGGGUAUGGGUCGUUGUUUCGGUCGAGGAGCGAGGAGGAGGGUGUUGGAAGGGGGGAUGGGGGGAGGGGUGAUGGGGGACGGGGGGGUGCGGAGGGCGAUGGGGGGUGGAAACUUUGGGAGGGGGUGAGGGAUGUUUGGGUGCAGCCGAAGGGGGAGGUUGUGGGAUGGGUGUUGGGGUGGUGGAUUGCGAGGUGGGUUGUUGUGGUGGGGUUGCCGGCGGGGAUUGCUGUGGCGUGGUGUGCGAUUCCGUUUCCGCAGUAUGCGUUGCCGGGAAAUGGAGGGGAGGAGGAUGGAGAUGCAGAUGGACAUCGGGUGCCGGGCCAUGGACAGGCGAGGGUGCUGGUUAAUUUCUGGUUCUUCCUGUUUGUGUAUUAUGGGUUCUAUAACUUCACGGCCUUGAUGUGGAUCACAAAGGUGUUUAACAUCUACAGUCUAAACUGGUGGCCCCAAUCCCUCGGCUUCCCCCUAACCGUCUCCACCAUCGCCGCCCUCUCCAUCGCCGCCCCCAUCCCACUCUACUACAUCCCCACCGCCCGCGCCUACCUCCACUACAACACCGUCUGGAUCCUCUGGACCUUCAUCACAAUGGCCAUGCCCGUCGCCGUGGCCUUCGCCAUCCUCACCUCCCACGAGCGCCACCUCUCCCUCCGCAACUCUCUCUCCGACACCCAGCGCCUCUUCACCACCUCCUGGUGGGCCGGGGACGUCGAAUCCGACACCCUCGCUAGACGGGACCGGCGGCGUCCCCAGGCGCUGCUUGCGAAUUUCGAUCCGGAUGCGCCGCUGGCGAUUGAUAAUGCGGAGGCGAUGCCGCCGAGGGCGGGGUUAGGGAUGAGGAAGUUGUGGAUCCCGGCGAGUUUUGUGAGGUUUAUGUGGUUUUGUGCUACAUUGUCUAUUGCGCUGUUGGCGUAUGUGUUGGGGGAGACGUAUGCCGAGAUUUAUUUGCGGACGCUGCCGCAUGACAGUAUGGAGACGAUUGUGUAUGUGUAUAGUUGGGUUGUUACGAUUCACCUACUUGACGGGCUGACAGGGUGGAUACUCGGAAGCGACGACGGGGAACGCGUGAGUAGCUACCCCUUGGGAUGGGUAUUCAAACUCUACUUCUCCCUAACCUACCAAACCUACGUGCGCGCCCUAUACGCGCGCCUCCGCUCCCCCCAACAAUUCAUGCUCCUCCAACUCCUCAGCUCCACAACCCUCAUCAUCAUCCAUCCCCUCACCAUGUCCAGCACCUACCACUCCCUCCUCGGCCUCCUGCGCCUAAACACGCAAUCCUACACCACCUACGCGCGCUUCUGCCGUCGGACCCUGUUCAUCCGGUCCCUCGCCGAGAACGCCAGCAUGGCGGCCUUCCUGGGCCAGAUCCUCGUCCUGCACUACGGCGCUAAUAGAGACGCGUACCCGUACUUCGCGUUUGAUGGCGCGGAGGGCGGGGAUGCGGAGGGUCUGUACGAUUUUGAUCGUACGCUGUGGCUGGCGGCGGUGACGUGGGGGUGUGAGAUUGUGGCGGCGUGGGUGGUGAGGAGGGUGGUGAAAGGGUUGUUUGGGAAGGAGGUUGCGGGGGAGGGGUGGAGGGAUUUGAGGAGGUGGCCGGAGUUGUUGCCGACUAGUGCGGUGGUUAUGGUGCAUGUUUUGCAGAAUAUGUUGUUUGGGAUUAUUAGGAUUAGGUUUAAGGAGCCUUAG